This is a messenger RNA of Aspergillus novofumigatus IBT 16806, 4110 nucleotides long. RefSeq names its product putative alpha-1,3-glucanase. Gene Ontology annotation, molecular function: triacylglycerol lipase activity; metallopeptidase activity; glucan endo-1,3-alpha-glucosidase activity. Bases 307 to 4110 code for a protein of 1267 amino acids. Lineage: Eukaryota; Fungi; Ascomycota; Eurotiomycetes; Eurotiales; Aspergillaceae. The transcript is spliced from 6 exons. Gene Ontology annotation, biological process: triglyceride catabolic process. The record is from RefSeq and is a predicted model, not a curated record.
UUGUUAUACAGCCGUAUAGGCGGGUCUUCGAACCAUAGCCCCGAAAACUAUAGCAGGCUAUCCAAGGACCCUAGACAGGUGCUAGCACUAAUAGUUCUUUAGGUGAUUUCCGGCAUAUAUUCACUCUACGUUGGCACCGCACGUUUCGGUUAUACGACUGUUUAUGGACAAAGUUCCGCAAUAAUUUGGUCCGGCGCUCGAAGCUGGGGGCAAUGGAAGUUUACAUAAAGAGGCAGCAUCUACAGCUGUCUCGCUCUUGAUGGAUGUAAACAAAUCGCCAAAUUCCGCUAACCAUAUCUCAUCACGAUGAAUUGGCUAGCAUGGCUUGCCAUGGUGGCGGCCUUUCAAAUCAUUCAACAAGCACAUGCAAAGGCCGUGUUUGCUCAUUUUAUGGUGACAAACUCAGAAAACUAUACUCUCACCGACUGGCAAUCAGACAUGACCCUGGCUAAAGAUGCCCACAUCGAUGCGUUUGCCCUCAACAUGGCCUUCCUGGACAAGACCAAUAAUCCAUCCCUGGAGAUGGCAUUCGAAGCCGCCAACGCUGUUGGUUUCAAACUCUUCUUCUCCUUCGAUUAUGCCGGUAAUGGACCCUGGGAUGCGACGGUCGUGAUCAAGAUGAUCCAGCAAUAUGGUCCCAACAAUGCAUAUUUUCAGCAUAACUCAAAGCCGUUUGUAUCCACAUUUGAGGGACCGGGCAAUGCAGAAGAUUGGGUCAUUAUUAAGGAGAAGACAGGCUGUUUCUUCAUGCCUGACUGGUCCUCAGUGGGUGCAAAACCAGCCAUGGCCCUAGCUAAUGGCGUGGCGGAUGGUCUAUUCAGUUGGGCUGCAUGGCCAUGGGGCAAUCAAACCAUGGACACAUAUACUGAUGCUUCCUACCUACAGUAUCUAAAUGGAAAGCCAUACAUGUUUGCUGUGUCACCAUGGUUCUAUACAAACCUUGAAGGGUAUAAUAAGAACUGGCUAUGGAAGGGCGACACACUCUGGUUUGAUCGAUGGCAAGAACUCUUAGCUCUUGACCCAAUGCCAGAUUUUGUGCAAAUCAUUUCAUGGAAUGACUAUGGUGAAUCCCACUAUAUUGGUCCGCUACGUGAGAAAUCAAUGGCUGCAUUUGAUAUUGGAAAGGCGCUCUACAAUUAUGUGGAGGGUUAUCCCCACGAUGGUUGGCGUGAUGUUCUGCCAUUUCUGAUUAAGCUUUAUAAGGAUGGUACAGCCAGUAUAGAUGCAGACACUGUGGUCUUCUGGUACCGUCCACAUCCAGUAUCAUCUUGCCAAGAUGCAGGCACAACGGUGAACACAGCCUCCCAGCUACAGCUUGAAUUUACACCAGCAAGCGCAUUAGAGGACCGCAUAUAUGUCAUGGCAGUCUUAUCUGAUGGGAAUCACGCACCAGAACAAAAGAUUGGACCUGGGAUCUUCUUUGGCAGUGUACCUUUUAACCCGGGUAAGGUCCAGAUCAGCCUCUGGAGAACUGAUCCAAUUGUUGGCCAGGCUGAGGGUCUUGAAAUAACGACUGAGUGCACUAGGGGAUAUAAUAACUACAAUGCUUGGGUAGGCAAUCAACAGUGUAUCCGAGGUAAAGGAGCAUAUGAUUUCAAUGAUCUAUGCAACUUCACUUGCUCUUAUGGCUACUGCCCUGUUGGAGCAUGUACCUGUGAGCAGAUGGGAGUUCCACGCUUGAAGCCCAAUGCAACAGGGGUCAUUGGAUACCCUGCAGAAGGUAGGGAUGCAAACUACCUGGGUUUAUGCAGCUUUGCCUGCAAUUAUGGCCACUGCCCAUCAAAGACGUGCGACACCAAGGAGCAUCCCAUGCCGGUACCCACAGUGUCAGACUUCCUACCUCCAGCCUGUGUUGCGGGUACUGGACCGGGAAACACCGCCGGACUAUGCUCAUACAGCUGUAGCUAUGGCUUCUGCCCCCUCCAUUUGUGCACCUGCACCCAGACAGGGCCUCUUGUGCAACCGCCGGAGCAGACUCAGGUCGGUGGCAUGGCGGCUCUCGGUGUCGAUUCGUCCAUUGACAAACUCUGUGACUUCACCUGCAGUCGUGGAUACUGCCCACCACAGGCGUGUCGGUCCAAGGACGACGUGUCUGCCUCUGCAAUUCACACCCGCUGGAUUGAGGGUGAAGGAUUGACAUGCACUGAUGAUGAGAAGAAAGCAAUCGUCCGUGAACUCGUGUAUGCAAUGAAAAUGGCGCAGGAGACCGCAAACAAUAUUCAACUAGGAGAUUACCACACGACCUUCUUCGGGCAAAGGCUGGUGUCCAACUCCAAAUUCAUCUCCGAUACGGUUGAGACCUACAAGCGAGUGGAGCAGAUCCUCGGUGGCCACGCCGACGAGUUUCCAAUGAAGCUGACCUGCAAUCCCAACACCCCACUGUGUAAGAACCCGAAGACCGUGACCGUUGCACACAUGAACGACGCUCGACAGAUCCUAAACUUUUGCCCCAAAUUUUUCCAUGACGCGAGAUUAUUCCCUACCAAAGACCUGCUCGAUAAGUGCGACAUGGAUCUUCGAGAUGCCGCGAGAGCCAGGUCCGCUGCUCUUGUCCACGAGGCCACCCACACGAAAUACGCGAUGCUUGGAAAACCAUAUACCCGUGACGUCGCAUAUGGCUUCAAUGCUUGUUGGCUCCUCCCGCGUGGGUUGUUCGACCGUUCGUGUGCCCCAUGGGCCAAGAAACAGAAAGGCCAACCGCCACCACGGAUCGAGUGUCCCAACAAAGAUGAGAACGGGGAAACAGUCGAAGGUGUCUGCCCAGGGGACCUAGCGGGAAAAAAUGCCGAGUCUUAUCAAUUUGUGGCAGCCGGCGUCUACUUCAGCAGGAAAUGCGGGCACAAUAUUCCCCUGCCGCCUCUGCCACCGACCCCCUCAAAGCGCGCCACGACAUGCCCGAACUUUGCUGACUACAUCUUUUGGGAUGCCAUCGGGGACGAUCUGGUUCCCGUCACCGGCUACGUCCAUCUGGGGGACUCCUUCGCCGCGGGGUUGGGGACCGGCACAACUUCCGGGAGCCCAUGCCGCGUUGGAUCGAACAGUUACGGCAAGUUGGUGUACGAUUCUCUUGAUGGAGAGGACGUACCUUUUCAAAACGUGGCUUGUUCAGGGGACACCAUCCCUGGCCUCAAUAACAAACUCGCGGGCUGGCAGGAGUCGUCGGCAUAUAAUCUGGGGACCGUGACUAUUGGCGGCAACGACGUUGGCUUCUCUAACAUUGUCAAACACUGUAUCUUGAGAUACUUGAACUCGCCAUUGGGCUGGGACGCCUUUUGGUGCAGUUAUUACAAGCGUGCUGCCCGAAAUCUCAUGGCCGACACCAGUAAAAAGGGCCUGCAAUACCUGCUGGGAUCCAUUUACUCUCAGAUCCAUCAAAAAGCGACGUCAAAUCCCGACUUUCACCUCUACGUUGCUGGGUACCCGAGGUUCUUCAACCCUACGACGACAGAGUGUGACAGUGUCACCUUCAAGUACUGGUCUUGGCAAUUCGGUCCAAGCCCAACCACCACUUAUUUGACCACCGACUUGAGGAAGGAGAUGAACGAUCUGGUCGACGGCGUCAACCAAGCCAUUCAGGCUGCAGUGACUGAUACUAACGAGUUGAUGAUUAGCAAUGCUACCCACUUCGUUGACGUGAAUCCCUACUUUGAGGGACAUCGAUGGUGCGAAGCGGGAGUGAAAGAGCCUGAUUCCUCGAACCGGAACACGUACUUCUUCCUAAGCGGCUGGCCGGACGUGACUGAGUCCGGGAUGUUCCAGCAGUCCUCAGCUGAUGACAGCAAUGACCUGAGUGUCUUGGAAGCAACUCGGAAGUUGCCACUCCCAGACGGCAACACAUGCAACACCACUCUCGGUGAAAAUCCGGACCCGGUCAACGUUUACUGGUGUAGUCUUGCACAAGCAGUGGCGCAGGAGCCUGGUGGGGACUUGGCAAAGCAUGUUUCCAUGGCGAAUGGAGCGUUAGCUGAUGGUGACUUUACAAGCCAGGAUGUCAGUCGCUUCUUACCUACACGACAGAUCAAGGCGUUCCAUCCCCGGAGUGCGGGGAUGGCCCUGUAUCGGGAUGCUAUUUUGGCCGCAAGAUUCGAGGUUGACAAAGACUGGUGGUAA